GAUAUUUCAUAUCGGCGGCGUCAGUGCGAUGUUCUACGAGAAAUGAGUUUGCUAUAUACGCACACAUGUCUAAGCACUAUCACAAACGGAACGAUCGCGGUCGAGAUCGAGAGCACCGUGACGAUUCGUCCGACAGUCACGCGAGAAGGCGAUACCACAAGCGACAUCAACAUGAUAGCAAGGAACGAGAACAAUACCGCGAACGCAGUCCGGCAAAGUCGGGGGAACGCAGCAGACACAGUCGAAAUGAAAUGUUAACACACCGCAAAAGAAGACGACGACGUAGCAGAAGCAGUAGUAGCAGCAGCAAUGAAAGUCAGCACACGAAAAGAGGAAAGCCUAAAUCUAAAGACUACGACGACAUAUACAGACAAGAAAUCCGAAAGGAAAGACAGUUAAGUUUGAAAGGUUUUAAAACAUCUGUCGAUGAUCCUCAGUUAAUAUCCAAACACGAAAUUCAUGAACAUCGUAUUCAAGAUAUCAGAGAUGUAAAACCAGAUUAUAAACCCACAAUUGACAAGUUACCUAGGGAAUCAAGCAUCGGACAGGCAACUCAAUUUAUUGAUUUGAAUUGGAUGGAAUGGCAAAAUCACAAAGCUCAGUUGGACUCCAUGUUUUUCAGAGAUCAAGAUUACAUCAAGAGGGGAACAAAAGAUUAUGCUGAUUUCUGGGUUUUCUUCAAAAAAUAUUUGCAAUAUCAGAAUAGAAAAGAAGCAUCCAAGGAAGGUCUAUCAACUUCCAGAUCUGGAAGCAAAGAGAUGAGCGAUGUACUUGGAUUACCAAAGAAUUACGACAAACGAUAUCGUAUUAACACGUCACUAAGAUCAAAGUAUUUCGAUCAUUAUACAAGGCCAGUAUCUGUUACUGGUGAGCAAGAUGAAGACAAGCUGAGUAAGGAGAAGGUUUCUGAAUUCCGUUUAGCGCUUCUUCAUUACGUAGAUUUCUGCCAAAAACAACAGUUUAAUAAGUUGUCUAAAUUACGAAGAGAUCAAGGAAAUUUACCGAUUGCACAGUACAAAGAUAAAAUCAUCAAUGCCGUCCGAGCCAAUCAAGUCAUAGUGGUGGCCGGAGACACUGGAUGUGGAAAAUCAACUCAGGUACCUCAGUAUUUGAUGGCCGCUGGUUUCACAAAAAUUGCUUGUACCCAGCCUCGCCGAAUUGCGUGCAUUUCAUUGGCUAAGAGAGUUGCCCAUGAAACUUUGAAUGAAUAUGGGUCAGAGGUCGCAUACCAAAUCCGAUUUGAGACAACAAAAAAUAUAUUUACGCGGAUAUUGUUUUUAACAGAAGGUUUGUUACUACGGCAGAUCGGUUCCGAUUCAACUCUCUCACAGUACAGCGUUAUCAUCCUGGAUGAAGUACAUGAGAGACACAUACAUACAGAUUUCCUGCUUGGAGUAUUAAAAUGCCUCGUCCAACACAGAAAAGAUUUAAAAAUAGUCCUGAUGUCAGCUACUAUUAAUAUCACUUUAUUUUCUAAUUAUUUUAGUGAUGCUCCCGUAAUACAGGUUCCUGGAAGACUGUAUCCUAUUAAACUUGAGUAUGUUCCUGUUGGUUUUGAGGAACAGACUGGUAAAUCAGAACGGCUUGAUCCACGACCGUAUCUACGCAUUAUGCAAAGAAUCGACAAUAAAUACGACUCUAAUGAACGAGGUGAUUUAUUGAUAUUCCUGAGUGGUAUGUCUGAGAUCUCUAGCGUGAGCGACGCAGCUAAACACUAUGCUUUGAAGACAAAGAGAUGGAUCAUCUUACAGUUACAUAGUACGUUGUCAGUUGCCGAACAAGAUAAAGUAUUUGAUAUUGCACCAGAGGGUGUCAGGAAAUGUAUUAUAUCUACGAAUAUUGCCGAGACAUCAGUUACCAUAGAUGGUGUUCGGUUCAUUGCAGACUCUGGAAAGGUGAAAGAAAUGAGUUAUGAUACUCAAGCCAAGAUGAAACGAUUACAGGAAUUCUGGAUCAGUAGAGCUAGUGCUGAACAAAGGAAAGGAAGAGCAGGAAGAACCGGUCCUGGUGUAUGUUUUCGUCUGUAUGAAGAAUCUGAAUACGAUUCGUUCCAGGAGUAUACCACCCCAGAGAUACAGAGAGAACCGCUAGAUACAUUGAUACUUCAGAUGAUAGCAAUGGGUUUGCCUAAUGCCAGGAGGUUAGCUGCUAAUCACACAGAUAUCAAACCCCCUUUUGUUAUUUCAUUUGAGCUGAGUUGGAAUUGCAAAGAAAGGGGUUGGCAAUUAUUAGCUUGGGGGCAGAAUCUGAACAUUUUUUUGAAAUAG
This is a messenger RNA of Saccoglossus kowalevskii, 2267 nucleotides long. Its product is annotated as putative ATP-dependent RNA helicase DHX34. Gene Ontology annotation, molecular function: helicase activity; ATP binding; RNA binding. The record is from RefSeq and is a predicted model, not a curated record. Gene Ontology annotation, cellular component: intracellular anatomical structure. Lineage: Eukaryota; Metazoa; Hemichordata; Enteropneusta; Harrimaniidae.